Molecule: messenger RNA, 2538 nt
Organism: Aspergillus pseudoviridinutans
Lineage: Eukaryota; Fungi; Ascomycota; Eurotiomycetes; Eurotiales; Aspergillaceae
Product: ATP dependent DNA ligase domain protein
Exons: 2
Coding region: 1-2538 (845 amino acids)
Biological process (GO): nucleotide-excision repair, DNA gap filling; DNA recombination; double-strand break repair via nonhomologous end joining
Cellular component (GO): DNA ligase IV complex
Molecular function (GO): DNA ligase (ATP) activity; ATP binding; DNA binding
Source: RefSeq, a predicted model, not a curated record
AUGCUUGCUUCUGAACCUCUUAGCCACUACCCACCCAAUCCGAUUCCGGAGCUCGCAAAGGAUCUGUGUAUGCAGGCUUUACAGCAUCUCAAACCCGGAAUUGGGACCAAGAUAGGCCGGCCCGAGUACUAUAAGGCGCGAAGUAUCCAACAUUGCUGCCAAAUGAUUGGCCGUCGUCGAAUGAGUAUAGAAAGGAAGUAUGAUGGGGAAUACUGCCAGAUACACAUUGACCUCACGAAGCGCCCCAAUCCCAUCCAAAUUUUCUCCAAAAGUGGCAAGGAUUCUACCGACGACAGGGCGGGAAUCCACUCUGUGAUCAACGACUCACUGAAAAUCGGUAAGCCUGGAUGCAAAUUCUCUCGCCAGUGCAUCCUCGAGGGUGAAAUACUUGUCUGGAGCGACAAUUACGGCAAGAUUGCAGAUUUCCAUAAGUUGCGCAAAUUCAUUGCUCGCUCAGGCACCUACAUUGGAAUAGAUAACGAUUCCCCCCCGCAACCUUAUGAACAUUUAAUGAUUGUUUUCUUCGACAUUCUGCUUCUUGAUGACGACAUCUGCCUUAGGAAGCCACAUCGUGAGCGACGGCUGCUUCUAAAGGACGUUGUAAAAGUAAUAGAUGGAUAUGCGGCCAUUGCAGAGCAACACAUCGUCGAAUUCUCCCGUCCCGACGGUCGAUCUCGUCUCGAAACAAUAUUUUCGAAGGCCGUUACAGAAAGGUGGGAAGGACUCGUCCUGAAAGGUUGUGAAGAUCCCUAUUUUUCUAUCUUUCCUGGUUCAGAGAACGGCUCUGCUGGUCGCUGGAUCAAGCUCAAAAAGGACUAUAUACCAGGGUUGGGUGACACGGUGGACCUGGCAUUGAUCGGUGCGAAAUAUGACUCUCGUGAUGCUGCUGCGUUGAAUCUAUCCACGAAGAUAUUUUGGACACACUUUUUCAUCGGCUGUCUGGUCAACAAAGACGCGGUCCUACAGUCCGCAGCUGAGCCAAAGUUUCAAGUUAUGGAUGUGAUUGACCAUAACUCCAUGAGCCUUAAAAAUAUGCAAAUUCUCAAUCAAUGUGGGCAGUUUGGUGCUUGCAGUCUGGAUUCAGGCCAUGGAUUCCGGAUAGAAUUUGGAAAGGAUAGUCUCUCCGACAUGAACACUGUGUUCAAGGAACCAUUCGUCGUUGAGAUGUUGGGAAGUGGAUUCGAGAAGCCAUCAGGUGCCAGAUAUUUUACACUUCGAUUCCCUCGAAUUCAAAAGAUUUUCCUGGACAGAUCAUUUGAAGAGGCAGCCUCGUACCAAGAACUCCAACUACUAGCUGAAGAAGCUCGUAUGGUACCAGCAGAAGAUUUGCAUCAAGAGGAAGAGUGGAGAAGACAGCUCCGGGGACAGGUGUUAUCCCACUAUAUCGUGACCAAGUCACAGACGACAUCCUCUGGGACAAGCUCGUGUCCGAUGACAACAUCUAGCCCGAGCAAGGGACCGUCCUUCGAAGCUGUCGCCACGACUGUCGUUCGAACCCAACUGCAACAUCCAUCGAGGGACUCCAUCCAGCAAUCGAAUCGCGUCAAUGAGGAGCAUGCACCAGCAGAUCCCAUUCCCAUUUUCGUGGAUUCUACGACGUCCGUAUCGUCACCGGAACCAUCCGACCCGCCUCGAGAGCUUCUGAGAAGCAAUGACAACCUAUCGUCCGUCCAAAAAAGUAGUAAAAGACGAAACCAGGAGUCUUCCUCCGACCCAUCCAAAGGUAACAGUGCUAGUUACGGCGAGGAGAAUGAAACCAUCCUUCCAUCGAAUGCCUCUAAUGAGUUGGAAUCCUGCAUAACUUUAACUUUGCAACCGAGAAAGCGUCGAAAGCUCACCGAGAACCGUGCCGCCACUGUCACUCCCAUCGUUCCUAGCUCUUGCAGCCAUCAACAAUCAUGCAUCGAGUCACCGCUGGCAAUUAUCCCAUUGUACUUCCGUCAGUACUUGGAUCAUGAUAACUCUGCCAACAGGUUAAUCCCUCCCAACUCAUCCAAUCUCUCCAAGGAUAUCCAGGACUUCGUACAGAAAGUAUGCUCAAACAGACCAUAUGUUAUUGCCAAGAGCCGCAAUUCAAGUGCCGCAUAUCAUGACCUUGCCCUGGGCAUGUAUAUAGCAGCAAUAUCGCAAGACUCGCUUGGAAACCUGCUUCUCGAACUCAGCCAACAGGUCUCAACGGCACUCAAAUCGAACAGACAUAAAUCUCCGCGAAACGGCAAGAUUUUCAUACUUGAUGCCAAAUUCCUCACUCUCAAGGCAAGACUAGACGACCCCAGAUUUCUCCUUCGCACGACAUGGGACAGUAUCGGGAGAGAAUACUCCUACGCCUGCGUAUCAUGGAGCUCGGAGACAGGCGUUGAACACUCGAAUGAUGGUGUAAGUGCUACAGAGAUACCCGGAACCCCAGUGGAUGGUGAAGGAGGUCAUCGGUUAUGUUUUCGGGAGUUUAUUAAAGCACAGAGUGCUGCGAGAGGGCCUCGUAUUUCUAUAACGUUUGACAACCGCGAAUUGGGGAUUCUGGGAGAUUUGAGCUUCUAG